Belonocnema kinseyi is the source of this 881-nucleotide messenger RNA. RefSeq names its product gem-associated protein 2 (gene Gem2). Lineage: Eukaryota; Metazoa; Arthropoda; Insecta; Hymenoptera; Cynipidae. The record is from RefSeq and is a predicted model, not a curated record. Gene Ontology annotation, cellular component: nucleus; SMN complex; spliceosomal complex. Gene Ontology annotation, biological process: spliceosomal snRNP assembly; spliceosomal complex assembly. Bases 70 to 804 code for a protein of 244 amino acids. The transcript has 5 exons.
AGGUUUUGGUUUGUUUUGGCCAUUUUGGCACUGUCGCGUAUUGAUCAGAAAUUAAAAAAUGUCUCAAAAAUGACAGACUUGUUGAAGGAACCUGCAUUGUAUGCAGGAGAAAUUGAUGAAAAUCUUGAUCUUUCUCUGCCUGCUACUUCUGGAGAAGAAUAUAUCAAACAAGUCAUACUAGAAGCUCGAAAAUGUGAAAGUGUCGUGGUGGCAGAAAUAAAUGAGGCAAGAUUGAAGAAACCGACGAUAAAUGUGAGACCCUUGGCAGGAUGCACAGAAGCACCAGCGAGCUUCGCACCUUCUCUGGAGUGGCAAGAAUGCCAGGUAGCUGAUUUUUCAAAAACGAGACUCUACAUCGCUCGAAUAAGAGACGAGAUUCAGACUUCCAAACGAAAAUGGAAACCUCCUCCCGUUGAUUUUCCAAAUAUGGAAGAUCAAAAAGGAUGGAUUAAUUUAUGCUGUGGGUCACCUGACACAGAAUAUAAAGCUCUUCCUCCCACUCUCGAUGUUAUCUUAGCCCUGAAUCAACCAACGAUUGAAAAUGUGUUAGAAUAUCUUGUAAAUUUUAUCGAGGAACAAGGAAUAAUUCAAUUCGCCCUGGGCCGGUGGAUUUACGUCCUCUUAGUUGCUUUAGAAUUACCCCUCAAUCCCGACAUGUGUUCCUGUCUACGCUCGCUUGCCAGGGCAUGCUCAGUUAUUAGAGCAAACGUGAUAAACCCGGACGAGUAUCGAGUGGCCAGCCUGAACUUAUUCAUCUGCCUGGUCGCAAGGUAUUUUCGACAAUUGGAUUUAGCAGAUCAGUGAUUGUUUUAUUGUCGUGUAAAAGCUUCUGUAAUAAUUUCUACUUUGUACAAUAAAAUAUAAAUCUAUUUCCGAUUGAA